GAGGUAUUUCUUCAAUUUCAGAUUCAGAAACCCUAGUUUCACCACGACAAGCGAAACACACUCUCUUUUCUUCUUCUUUGCUCUCCUCUCUCGGAGCCGCUCGAGUGCUUUCGCCUAUUCUCACUAGAAAAGAGUCUGCUUUAUUGACCAUAGUUCAUGUGCCAGUGACAUUUUACAGAACAAAAUGUCACGUGUGUACGUGGGGAAUUUGGACCCGCGAGUUACUGAGCGUGAACUCGAGGAUGAGUUUCGUGUCUAUGGAGUUAUCAGGAGUGUUUGGGUUGCUCGUAGACCACCUGGCUAUGCUUUUCUUGAUUUCGAGGAUCCUAGGGAUGCUCGUGAUGCCAUCCGUGAUUUAGAUGGUAAGAAUGGCUGGAGGGUGGAACAGUCUCACAACCGAGGAGGUGGAGGCGGCCGUGGUGGUGACCGUGGAGGCGAUCGUGGUGGUCGUGGUGGUUCUGAUUUGAAGUGCUAUGAGUGUGGUGAGCCUGGUCACUUUGCACGUGAAUGCCGCAACCGUGGUGGCACAGGGAGGCGUCGCAGCAGGAGUCGCAGUCCAAGAUACAGGAGGAGCCCAAGCUAUGGACGGAGGAGCUACAGCCCUCGCGCAAGAUCUCCUCCUCCUCCAAGGCGCCGCAGUCCAUCUCCUCCUCCUGCUCGUGGUCGCAGCUACAGUAGAUCACCUCCUCUGUAUAGAGGCCGUGAGGAGCUGCCUUAUGUCAAUGGAAAUGGCCUGAAAGAUAGGCGCAGAAGCCGGAGCUGAGAGUUUAUGCUGCGUAACUGGGGAUUAUCAGAGAGUACUACUUAGCUUUUGAAUAGAUGAGAAACUAUGUUUUUGGUUGAAUAAUGGAAAUUAUUAAGAAGAUCAAUUAAUCGUCA
Eutrema salsugineum is the source of this 879-nucleotide messenger RNA. RefSeq names its product serine/arginine-rich splicing factor RSZ22. Gene Ontology annotation, biological process: mRNA splicing, via spliceosome. The record is from RefSeq and is a predicted model, not a curated record. Gene Ontology annotation, molecular function: RNA binding; zinc ion binding. Gene Ontology annotation, cellular component: nuclear speck. Lineage: Eukaryota; Viridiplantae; Streptophyta; Magnoliopsida; Brassicales; Brassicaceae. The transcript has 6 exons. Bases 185 to 763 code for a protein of 192 amino acids.